Molecule: messenger RNA, 3349 nt
Organism: Mesocricetus auratus (golden hamster)
Lineage: Eukaryota; Metazoa; Chordata; Mammalia; Rodentia; Cricetidae
Gene: Szrd1
Product: SUZ RNA binding domain containing 1
Exons: 4
Coding region: 58-516 (152 amino acids)
Source: RefSeq, a predicted model, not a curated record
CGCUUCAAGGCGCAGGCGCGGGGAGGGGUUGGGGGAGGAGGGAAAGCGGCGAGUAAGAUGGAAGAUGAGGAGGUCGCUGAGAGCUGGGAGGAGGCGGCAGACAGCGGGGAAAUAGACAGACGGUUGGAAAAAAAACUGAAGAUCACACAAAAGGAGAGCAGGAAAUCCAGAUCUCCUCCCAAAGUGCCCAUUGUGAUUCAAGACGAUAGCCUUCCCACGGGGCCCCCUCCACAGAUCCGCAUCCUCAAGAGGCCCACCAGCAACGGCGUGGUCAGCAGCCCCAACUCUACCAGCAGGCCAGCUCUUCCUGUCAAGUCCCUAGCCCAGCGGGAGGCAGAGUACGCAGAGGCCCGGAGACGGAUCCUGGGCAGUGCCAGCCCCGAGGAGGAGCAGGAGAAACCCAUCCUUGACAGGCCAACCAGGAUCUCCCAACCUGAAGACAGCAGACAGCCCAGUAAUGUGAUCAGACAGCCUUUGGGUCCUGAUGGGUCACAAGGCUUCAAACAACGCAGAUAAAUGCAGGCAAGAAAGGAUGCUGCUGCCACCGCCGCCACCAUCGCCUCCUGGAUUGUCUGCCAUGGGUUGCACUGCCGUGGCAGACAUCUGGACUUGAGCAGAGGGAACGACCUGACUUACUUGCACUGUGAUCCCCCUUGCUCCGCCCACUGUGACCUUUAACCCCAUGCACUGUGACCUCUGCCUCCCCCCCUUCCCACUGUGUUUGGCAUGUUGACAAGGGCUGUCCCAAGUCAAUAGAAAGGGAAAGGGUGGGGAUUAGGGGAGGAUUGGGGGAACCUACCCAGGACUCAGAGUAGAGGGUCAGACAGUGCCACUUGGCCACUUGGGGUAAAGCCAGUGCCAGCAAUAAGUUUAUCAUGCUCAUUAAUUUGGGAUUUCAAAACACAAAUGAGAACUGCCCCCACCCACCCCAAGUGCAUGUCGCCAUCACUUAAAAGUAAGUUCCAUUGAAAAUAUCCUUUCCUUUUUUUCCUUCCUAUUUUUGUUUGUUUAUACAAAUAUCUGAUUUGCAAGAAAAAGUGCAUGGAAGGGGUUUUAGCAGUUUAAUGAAUUUUUAAUUGAGAAAGGGUAGUUUGGUAGUCACUUAAAGAUGUUUCUAGGAAAUUUGCUGGAAACAUUAACCAAUAGGAUUUUGGUGAGCUUAGCUUCUGUAUUCCUACUGCUGCCCAGAAAAGGCAGGGCUCCAGAGCCGCCAGUAGAUGAGCACUGUGCCUAUAUCGCCUUCCUCCAGCUGAGUCCCAGCUAAGUUGCCUACAGACAGCUCAGAGAGCCUGGGGAAGGGUGCCAACCCCACCUCUAGUAUUGUGGGAAAUGGGGAAAGUGACGGGUCUCCCCUUCCCAGACCCCUCAGGGUGACUCCCUACCAGCCAGGUUUGCUGCUUCUAGAGGUGGGCAGGGCAGGGAGAGUGGGAGAGGAGACUGUACUCUGGGCUCAGAGCAGGCAGGGGGUGUGGGAGAGGAGACUGUACUCUGGGCUCAGAGCAGGCAGGGGUGGCAUUUGUCCAGUGUCUGCUGUCAGCGCAAGCCCAGGAGAGUCUGGCUCAGAACUCCAGGCCUCUGCUGGUGUGGUCAGAGGUAGACAGACUGGAACGUUUAAGGACAUGUGGCGUGCCACAUCUGUUGAUAGCCCUGGCUCAGAAACUAUGCCUGGUACAUUUCCCGGGUGAAAUGAGUACCAUAGGGGUAGAACAGUUGGAGAAGAGUUGGGGAAAGAAAAACUUAGCAUUGCAGAGGCAGAUGGUUGGUAGGUUUCUCAGAGGCCUCUGCUGCCCUUCCCCUUCUUAUCAGAACGAGGCUGGUAUGAAGACCAUUUCUGUCCCUGAGCCUGGAGAUUUGCUUUGACUCUAGGUGGGGAGAGGCUUGAGAGGGCAGCUGUGUCCCACCGGGUGCUCUCAGGCUUCAUAGUCUUUCCCGUGCAUUUCGCCUUAUCCCUCAGCCAGCCUGACGGCCUCCCCUCUCCUGGCCAGCACACAGGUUUGGGAGUGGGUGCUGUGGUGUAGAUUAGGGCAGCUUUUGUGGCCAAGGUGGUGACCUGAGUUUUGCAGAAUCCCACCACCUUCGGUUCCCUGGCUUAUGCCCUGUAGCAAUGGCCCACAACACAACCCUGGAGCUUCCUGAGACCAGGGACCUUCUGUGAGCACACGGGACAGAGGCUCAGCAGGGGGUUGGCUAACCCCAGGACAUGCAGGACGUGCAGGACGGGCAGGAGUUCGCUGCUAGCUCAUAGCCUAGGGCCCACCACUGGGCUAGUGGCUUGUGGUUGGCGGACAGACUGUGCUUUCUGUAGAGAAGGGUGCAGAAACCCUGCUUGCCCCACCCCCCUCUAGUGGGAGCUAAGGAUAGCUGGUGUCUGCUUUCUGAGAGCUUGCAGGAGUGGCUCUCCAUUUCACUCUGGCCAAAGAAGGUCCUGCCAAGUGUCCCUGCUCCUGCCCACCGGCAGGCAGUCUUGCACUUGGCCUCCUAGAUGGAGAGGCGGCUGGCAUAAUGAGAGAAAGAAGGAAAGAAAGGAAACAGACUGGUGUUGGGGGAGGGGGGAGGGCAUGGGAAACGGUUUGGAGUGUGUGUGUGUGUGUGUGAGGUUUUUUGUGUGUGUGUGUAUGUGGUUUAUUGUUUUCUCCCCCCCCCCCCCCCCCCUUUUUUUUUGUAGUUGUCUGUAACUCCAUAAGUGCUUUUCUUUUCUUUUCUUCCUGUCUUAAGUUGCAGGCUUUGGCUUGGAAAUCCCCAGGGGGAUGAGGGGCAGGCACCUGAGGCUGCUGCCCCCUUUGUCUGUCUUCAUGGUACUGUCCCUUCCCCCAGCUCUUCCUGGAACCACGAGCCAGGCCUCAGCCCUCCUAGCUAACCGCUUCCCAUGAGCCACUACUCUGAUGUCAGCCUAUAACCAAAGGAGCUGGGGGUCCAGGUCUGGUGACCAGCCCUUCUCAGUCCCCUCAGUCAGGGUGCUCCCCACCUGCAGGCAGGAGGCAACACCCUAUCUGCUGCCAUCAGCCCCUUCCAGAGCCCACCUGUCCCGCUCAGCCCUGUCCUGCCCUGCCAUACCCUGCUCUGCCCCGUCUGGGGGUGCUCUGCUCAGGGAUGGGCCGGCAGGGCUGUAUCCAGUCUCCCUGGUAAGCAGAGACUCAAGAAAACCUCUGGGGUCCUGCUCUGAUCAUAUGACCCAGGGGGGACCCUUGGGCAUCUGUACAGAAGGGACUGGGAGGGAGGGCCGCACCCUGCAGUCUCGCUCUGCUGGUGUAGCAGGCAGCUCCCCACCCUAACCCCCACCGUGGGCUCCUGAGUCGGCAGAUUAAGCAUUUUAUAAAUUGUAUUUUAAAUACAUGUUUUAAACUUGUCA